UUCAUUCCCUCUGGGGCACCUGGCAUUGGCCACUGUCGGAAGGCAGGAUACUGGGCUAGAUGGACCUUUGGUCUGACCCAGUCUGGCCAUUAUGUUCUUAUGGAUCCUUUGCUGGGGACUCUCAGCACUACCAGAAUACAAAAUGUAUAACAACACUCUGAAGAAAAGCUCUGGAUUGAUCUGAACCAGACCUCCAUUUUACCUCUUCAAAACACAGAAACUCCACUGCCCUGAUUCUGCCAUGGGAAAAUCCCUACUCUAAAGGUGUGGUCUUUAAAAGGGUGGGGGCAUGGAGUGAUCUCUGAGGUAAUGAACAACAUGGAAUUAGAAAGGCAAACAUCACAAAAGCAUGGUUGUAAAUGAACACACCGUGGCAUCCAGAUCCUGUGCACCAUUUCACAAAAGCCAGGAGGUGGUGCUGCUCCAACAGGAACCUACAGAAGGAGAGAGCGAGCAGUUAUGAAAGGUGGCAUUGCCAGCAACAAGUGUUCCACAAUAGGAAGCACUAGUGGGCAGACGAGAAGAGUUACCCCUUGGCACACCUGCUUCAAGGUGGGGAUGUGGGGCUGGUUAAAUUCUCCUCACACUUGCCCUAUUUUAAACCCACACAAAGCACCAGCCUGACAGCUCGGAAGACUGAAGUUGCCAAGCUAGCUACAGAGCACAGACAGCAGCAGUGCAAGCUUCCGCCAAGUUGCCUCUUGCCAAUGCAUCUUACCGCCCAAGCCUUAGUUGGAGAGGCACCAGGAGACGCUGGGCCUCUGAUCAGACUGUUGACAAGAGACAAUUACAGUGCAGUAGGUGAGGUGGACAGUUUUCCCCCAGGAAACUGGCUGAAACUCACCAGCUACCAACUGGCUAUCAGCUAUUUGGUCAAUAUCAGCUUGGACUGGAUAUGAAUGCAUCACCAUUGGUCUAGCUUCCAUUCCUAAUUACCUGAACCAGCCAUUCUCCACUUGCUAAUUGAAACAGGAGAGUUUUUAAUUUGAAGACUCCUCUCAGCUUCCAAAUGAGUAUUGCAUAUUUGUUACUAUUCUCAUUAAUGGUGGCAAUGACUCCUUACGUCUCCAUAGCACCAGAGCUCACAAGCAUCCGUCAGCACUCUGCUGACGUGGUAUAUAAAUAAGGAUAGUUUCCCUCGCCCCUGGGAUGCAGCUGCCUCUGGGGUUGAAUCCUCAUAGCCAUUGUGCACCAGUAACUGGACAUGUCUCAGGAGAGAAAGUGAAGAAAAACUGAUUCCAUUGAAUGUUUGGAGGAAUUUGAGAUCAGCUGAGUAUACCUGGGGAACAGGGGUAUCAGAGGAGGCCCUGUGUUUUAGGUAUGGUUUUUGGAUGGAAACAUAGUUGCUUCUGAGGAAUUCUAAUGCAAUUCACUGCAGCACUGAAGGCAUUAGGGCCCUGAGUUUUACACUGCCUCUGAAACCCUGUUGAGCACACACAGCUCAGGGAGCCUGCAGGAAGCUCAGACUGAUAGACAAUUGAGCAAUGGGAUCUUCUGCAAAGCGUUAACAUGUGAAUGGGAUCCUGACCUCGCCUCACUUAUUGUAGAGCCGUCGCUGGGACAGUGUUUGUGCAAACCCCUCCAGCAUGAAGUGUGUUCCUGUGUGUGACUGGAAAAUGACCUGCUGAGUUAUGCUGCUCUGUCACAUUCAAUAUGCCACUGGGCUUCAUAAUCCCAAAAGACUGAGAAAAAUGGGGAGGGCUGAUCCCUUGCAAGGAGAGGCUGGUCUUUUUCCAUCACAUGGAUUGUCCACUAGAUCUGACCUUGGGUGAACCUUGAAGCUUGUUGAUGAGAUGGAAGGAGUGAGAGGGACAGGACAGGGAUAUAAAGGAAACAUUAAUCAUGCAUUCACAUGGCUGUUUGGGUUUAAAUUUACACCCUAGGCAACUUUUAGAGGUGCCUUUCCCUGGGAAUUGCAUACAACAUAGAGAUAACUCAGUCUGGAGAAAAGUGCCUGCCACAGGUAGGAGAUUCCUCCUUUCCCCUCUGGAAGAGUCAACAGUGAAUUAAAUGCAUUGAUUUUUUUCCUCUUUUACUUAGGCUUAGCAAAUCCUAACCCCUCUGUUAUGCAUUUUAGCCCCUGAGGGAGAACCUGAGCAUAUCAGACAGUCCCCUUCACACCACGGUGCAUAGGGCAUGUCAGCAAAUGAGAGACUUCAGUUUUUUAGAACAACAUUUCAUUGUGCUCUCUGUUAUGCCUGCAGAAACAAUGUAUUCUGAACCCAGCAGCUCUUCCUUAUUGGCAAUGUUGCCCUGGCUACUGUGUUCACGUCACUCAUAAUAUUCUGGCUGUGCUGAAAGCCUCGGCAUUUCUGUCAUUCCAGCUUCAAACGCAUGAAAAGCAGGAGACAGGCAGAGCAAGGGGACUGAAAUUUUAUCUACUAACAGGACAAAGCGGAUACAACGUUGGAAACUUUGGAAGAAAAGAUGUCCGGUGGGAUUUUCUCGCCUUUGGAAAACCUCUGCAACCUGGAUAAUGCCAACUGCCACCCCCUGGUAUGUUUCCUGUGCCAUGAGCAGUAUGAGCAUCCCUGCCUCCUGGACUGUUACCACAACUUCUGUGCCAGCUGCCUGCGAGGCCGGGCAAUAGACAGCCGCCUCACCUGCCCUCUCUGUGGUCAUCAGUCCAUAGUGAAAGGAAACAAUGGGCUCCCGCCUGUCGACAGACUCCUGAAGUUCCUGGUGGAUAGCUCUGCAGACUGCGAGGAGGAAGUUCAGUGUGCAAACUGUGACCAGGAGUGCAAGAAACAGGAAAUGGACACCAUGUAUUUCUGCAACACUUGUAACCAGCCCCUCUGCAGCAAGUGCCGUGAAGAGACCCACAAAGCCAAGAUGUUCUCUCGCCACGAGAUUGUCUCCUUGACUAAACGCACUAAAGACAUCCACAAGAAAUGCUCUCUUCAUGAGGAACCUUACAUCAUGUUUUCAACAGAGAAAAAAUCCAUGCUGUGCAUUAACUGUUUCCGGGACAUGCAGGUAGAAAGCCGAGCCCACUGCAUUGACAUUGAGACUGCGUACAUGCAAGGCUGCGAGAAGCUCGACCAGGCUGUGAUGGCUGUGAAAGAGCUCCAGACGUCCACGCGAGAGGCCAUUGUCCUCCUCAAAGCCAUGAUUGAGGAGGUGCGCAACAGUGCAGAUGAGGAGAAGACGUCCAUCAACUCGCUCUUCAGUAGCAUGCAGGAGAAACUAGCAGAAAGGAAAAAGAUGCUUCUGAAAGCCGUUCAGAGCCAGUAUGAAGAGAAGGAAAAGGCAUUUAAGGAGCAACUCUCCCACCUGGCCUCCCUGCUGCCCACCCUGCAGGUCCAUCUGGUCACCUGUUCUGCUUUUUUGAGCUCUGCGAACAAAGCCGAAUUCCUGGAUUUGGGAUACCAACUGAUGGAGAGGCUCCAGAAAAUAGUCAAACUUCCACAUCGGUUGAGACCUACGCAGACUAGCAAGAUAAACACCGAAUACAGGACGGAGUUUGCCCAUUGCUUGGAGCCACUGUUGCUGCUGAAUCCGCGCCGGUCUGUGGUGGUGAGCGGAGGUGGCAUUGGACCAGGGAUCAGCAAUGGAAACAUGCUCUCGGGUGGUCAGUGCUCCAAGACGCUGAUAGUGACAGGCUGUCCCCCUCCCUGCGAUAAGAUGUCCAUCACAGGCUCCAUAGUUCGAAAGCCAACCAUGCAUCGUUACAUCAGCACCAAGGUCCUGCUGGCCGAAGGAGGGGAGACGCCCUUCACUGAGCACUGUCGCAACUAUGAGAACAUGUACAGGACCCUGCAAACGGAGAUUCAGAACCUGAAGGAUCAGGUACAGGAGCUGCAUCGUGACCUCACAAAGCAUCACUCCCUCAUCAAGACAGAGAUCAUGAGUGAGAUCCUACAGAAGUCCCUCCAGAUGGACGUGCAGAUUGCCUCGGAGUAUUCGUCUGUGGAAAUGAGGCGGAGCACGUUUGAAGAGAUUUGGGAGGAAACAUAUCAGAGGGUGGCAAAUGAACAGGAAAUUUAUGAAGCACAGUUACAUGACCUGUUGCAGCUGAAACAGGAAAACAGCUACCUGACAACCAUCACCAAACAGAUUGCCCCCUACGUCCGCUCCAUAGCUAAGGUGAAGGAACGGCUGGAGCCCAGGAAUGACUUGACAAGAAGCAUGGAAGACAACAGGGAGCCCAAAGUCGACAACCGAAUGCUGAACAUUGUCACUGAGGAUCCCCUACUGAAAGACACUUACAGAACCAAACAGAAAGGUGGGACAGAGAGUCCCAGCCAGAAAGAUUUUGCAACUUAGGCAAGGCAGAAUGCCAAGAAGCCGCACGGCUUUGCAUUUCGUAUAUGCAAACAAAAGACUUAAAUAGGAGUUUCUCAAGUACAUUUAUGGUUGAGUCAGAUUGGUGUGUUACAGGGGAUCUAUCCAUUGAAAUAAAGACUUGACAAGAUGGGGAGGACCAGCAUUUCCAAAUUUAGUUUGAUGAAAUUGAGUCUUGAAAUGCAGACUAAGGCUUCACCAAUUCAGUGAAUCUAAAUACUGUUCUCAUUACAUUACCAGAUGGUUUUUACUCAGUUAUGGUCUGACUUCCCAGGCCAAUUUCUUUGGCUGUUUGUGUAUUUUCAACAAUGUUACACUGUAUUUUUCUGCAUCAAUAAAUUCAAACCUCUAUACAGCAGAGAAGUCCAGUAUCUCCUGAGUCAGAACUCUUUGGUGGGCCCCCAUCAGGUCAGAAACUUGUUAUUGGAAUUGGUCUCCUUUCUCCUUCACGUGAAAACUUUGAAAAAACAAAUAUUGAUAUAUUUCACACCUGAAAUCCCUUCUUAUCUCAGCUGCUCAAAGCGAACUGUAAACUCCUGAUGGUGAGCCUAGAAAAACGGAGUAUUAAUAAGCCUAAUUUUGACAUUGUGCUAUCAAUUUAUUUUAAAUGCAUGAAAACAGCUAGCUCUAUGUAAGUUUUAUUCCCUCUACCCCUACUCCCUGCCCCAAUGAAUACAAUUUAUUUAAAAGUCUAGCUUAGUAAACAAUGUAUUCUUUGUAAAAUGUGGAAUGUAGCUAUUUCCUCAAAAAGAAAGUCACCUUACAUAGCCUUGAAGCUGGGUUUUGGGGCAGUUUAUGGUUUUGGGGUGGUUAUUUUUGGGGAGGAAUUGUUUUUAACACUUCUGCACUUUAGUGUAAUGAGAUCAGUAGGACUUCCUUGAGUUUUUAUGCUGUAGACUGUUCAGAAGUCUUGUUUUUCAUAAAAGAUGUACACUGCUUUGUAUAUUAAAAAUCUGAAAAAAUAAAAUGUCAGUUGAUACUUCA
Chelonia mydas (Green sea turtle) is the source of this 5268-nucleotide messenger RNA. RefSeq names its product ring finger protein 207 (gene RNF207). Gene Ontology annotation, cellular component: perinuclear region of cytoplasm. The transcript is spliced from 17 exons. Gene Ontology annotation, molecular function: transmembrane transporter binding; zinc ion binding; Hsp70 protein binding. NCBI's taxonomy places the organism in Eukaryota, Metazoa, Chordata, Testudines, Cheloniidae. The coding region runs from base 2428 to 4266 and encodes 612 amino acids. The record is from RefSeq and is a predicted model, not a curated record. Gene Ontology annotation, biological process: regulation of cardiac muscle contraction; regulation of heart looping.